AUGUCUCUGAAUACCAAUUUGGACAUGGAUUUCAAUGGUGAUAACUGGGCGGCCGAAUCUUCAGCAUUCCUUGCUGUUGGAGAAGCAUUCCUUGACCCAGCCGAGCGUCAUUUUGCCGACGAUUUCUCUGCCUUCUCUAUGGAACAAAACUUCUCUAUGGAAGACUUCGUCGACGGCUCUCAAUUCGUUGACGCUGCAGGCCCCUGCAGCUCAAUAGUGGGAUCAGUAGACGCGGUGGCGAGCAACUCUCCCAGAUUCGACACAUCGGCCCCGGUCCACCACCAGCAGGGCUUUUCUGGUUUCGUGCCGCAAGCUCCAGAAAACUUCCUAGUCGACGAUUUAGACUGGGGCGAGUUCGAUUGGAAUGCGCUGGAAGCUGAUCCCGAGUUGGCUGCAUUGACUUCAGCCUGGUCCACUGACAAUUCGCUCUGCUUCAACACUGACGACUCUUGUCUCUUCCUAGAUGCUGAAAUGUCAGCACCCCAGGAUCAAUCACAAGCGUACAAUCACCAGCCGCCAGCUUUUGUCGAUCCGAUGUCAACGGUGUUGAACGCAGCAAACGGAAGACCGCGGCAGUCGAGCCUGGUCCCUCCACCGCUCUUCUCUCAGCCGAGAUCUCUGGCCUACGGUGCUGCUGAUGAUCAUACUUCUUGCACUGCCACCACCACCAGACUCGGCCCCGAGCCAGGUCGACCUCAUCAACGAUUGAGCGUGGCGCCGGCGCAGGACAGUGUACUCAGCACCUCGUCUUCCUAUCCAUCUUCCUAUCCAUCUUUGCUGCAUCUGGGGGAAGUAAAGGGCCUGUCUGUCCCUCAACGCCCACUUCCAGGCUUCCAGCACUUCCAGAUGCAGCCAUUGGCCAACGAUGAUCGUGAAUUCACCUUCACCUACCCUGUUUCCGGUCCCCAACCUGUUUUUCCCUCGCACGAUGGGAGCUCGACGGCUGCUCACUCGACCGCCACCAGCAACGGCGCCUCGGCGACUGCUACCGAACGCAAGCAUGAGUGGCGCCUGUGUCCGCGCCAGACACGCUCAGGCCUGAGAGAGCGCCGUCAAGCGAAGCUCAAUGCUCGGGCUCGUGCCGAGGCCGCAGCCGCAGCCGUAGCUGCAGCUCGAGCAAGUCCUUCUCCCGCAUCCUCUACAUCUCCCAAUGGCAAUGGCAAUGCCAAUAGCGUCCAAGGAGGAGAGCUGCGUGCCAGUCAUCUGGAAGCAUCCAAAGGCGGGGUCUGGUACCGCGUGACCAGCGGCAGCAACACCAUAGGAUACUUCCACGACUUGCGGGCUCCCAACCAGUCUUCUGUCGUUGACUCUCGCCCUACCAAGGAUUCUGGCGCAACCAGAGUCCCCUGUCCACUCCCGCCACCGACGGUCCUGCCGCCGCCGCGACGCUCUCAACGUCUGCGCCGCCCGGCUCUCCGACGCGCAUGA
This is a messenger RNA of Capronia epimyces CBS 606.96, 1428 nucleotides long. RefSeq lists its product as uncharacterized. The coding region runs from base 1 to 1428 and encodes 475 amino acids. The record is from RefSeq and is a predicted model, not a curated record. Lineage: Eukaryota; Fungi; Ascomycota; Eurotiomycetes; Chaetothyriales; Herpotrichiellaceae. The transcript has a single exon.